CUCUACGAGGACGUCAUGCUGGAGAACUACAGGAGUGUGGCUUCUCUGGGAGAUGAGCAGGAAAAUAUGAGUGAUGAGGAAUUCUAUCAGUUAUUGCCAGAGAAAGUCAAGAAUGAAGAUCUGACAGAAAACUUCUGGAAUGAAGACCAACCUAAGAAACACAAAGGAAGUCACAUGGCUAGUAAACCCAUUUCUCCCCAAGAGCAGGGUUUCCAUGAACUGUUUCACACAUUUGAAGAAGCAUAUAGGUGCUUAGAGUGUGAAAUGCACUUCUCAGAUCAAAUCCAAUAUGAGAUUCAUUUGCAAAUGCACAGUGAAAAGAAGAUGCAUAAAUGCUUGGAGUGUGGAAAAAACUUCUUUUGUAGAGUAGAGCUCCUUAGAUAUCAAAGAACAUGUAAAGACGAGAAACAUUAUAACUGCUCUCACUGUGGCAAGAGCUUCCCACAGAAAUCAGAUCUUCUUCAAAAGUAUCAGAGAACUCACACAGGGGAGAAACCUUUUGAAUGUUCAGUGUGUGGAAAGAGAUUCAGUCAUAGUGGCAAUCUUCAACAGCAUCACAGAACUCACACAAAGGAGAGACCUUUUGAAUGCUCAGAAUGUGGAAAGAGAUUCAGUCAUAGUGGCAAUCUUCACCAGCAUCACAGAACUCACACAAAGGAGAGACCUUUUGAAUGCUCAGAAUGUGGAAAGAGGUUUAGUUGGAGUAACCUUCUUCAACAGCAUCAGAGAACCCACACAGGGGAGAAACCUUUUGAAUGUUCAGUGUGUAGAAAGAGAUUUCGUCAUAGUAGCACUCUUCAACAGCAUCAGAGAACCCACACAGGGGAGAAACCUUUUGAAUGCUCAGAGUGUGGGAAGAGAUUCAGUCAUAGUAGCACUCUUCAAAAGCAUCAGAGAACCCACACAGGGGAGAAACCUUUUGAAUGCUCAGAGUGUGGAAAGAGAUUCAGUCAGGGUAGCUUUCUUCAAAAGCAUCAGAGAACUCAUACAGGGGAGAAACCUUUUGAAUGCUCAGUGUGUGGAAAGAGAUUCAGUCUGAGUGGCAAUCUUCAACAGCAUCACAGAACUCACACAAAGGAGAGACCUUUUGAAUGCUCAGAGUGUGGGAAGAGAUUCAGUCAGAGUAGCACUUUUCAAAAGCAUAAAAGAACCCACAUAGGGGAGAGACCUUUUGAGUGUUCAGUAUGGGGAAAGAUUUAAUCGGAGUAGAACCCUUCAACAGCAUCAAAGAACUUACACAAAGUAGAGACCUCUUGAAUGCUCAAAGUGUAGAAUAGAUGGCCAGUCAGAGUGACCAUAUAUAAGACCAUCUAAAAGCUCACACAAAUGAGGGAUCUUUUGAAUGCUCAUAGUAUGGGAAGAGAUUCAGUCAUAGUAGCACUCUUCAAAGGCAUCAAAAAAUCUAUACAGGGGGAAAAACCUUUUGAAUGCUCAGUAUGGAAAGAUUCAUUUGGAGUAGUAAUCUUCAAUAACAUAUAAGAACACACUGAAAGGGAGAAAACUUUAGAAAAUUCAGAGGGCGGAAAGAAAUUCAGUCAGAGUGACAGAGUAUCAGAGAACUCACACAAAGUGGAAUAGGUGGAUCUUUGGAAUAGGCUUGAGUGAGCAAACCUGCAUACCAUUUUUAGAAACCAUUAUUAUCACAGAUGCAGAACUCCCAUUAGUGCUUUGACAUAUUCCCUCAGCUGCAUCAGAAAGGCUUCAUUUGCAGUCAGUGUGUGGAAAGAGAUGCAGAUAGAGUGGUAGUCUUCUGUGACUUCCUAUAAGCCACACAAAGACUAAAUCUUUUCAGUGCUCAAGAGUAUGGAAAAAUAUUCAAACAGGGUAGCAGACUUCAGUGACAUUAAAGGGCUCACGACCUUUGCUUAGUUUGUGCAAGCCAUGGAUCUGACCAGAAACAACCAGUAAACAAUAAAAUAAAGUUUUAUUGAAAGAAA
Molecule: messenger RNA, 1937 nt
Organism: Sphaerodactylus townsendi
Lineage: Eukaryota; Metazoa; Chordata; Lepidosauria; Squamata; Sphaerodactylidae
Product: zinc finger protein 239-like
Exons: 3
Coding region: 16-1200 (394 amino acids)
Source: RefSeq, a predicted model, not a curated record